Pomacea canaliculata is the source of this 2829-nucleotide messenger RNA. RefSeq lists its product as uncharacterized. NCBI's taxonomy places the organism in Eukaryota, Metazoa, Mollusca, Gastropoda, Architaenioglossa, Ampullariidae. The record is from RefSeq and is a predicted model, not a curated record. Bases 326 to 1957 code for a protein of 543 amino acids. The transcript has 10 exons.
UGGGUACAUCAGCUGACACACAGCCAGUGACUCCAGUUCCACACAUACACAUACAAGCCAGUCACCCGUCAAACCGGAACCCCGUUAUUGUUUGGGGAUAUUUUUGUUUUCUUGCACUGGUUCAGUGUCGGGUGUGGAGCAGACGACCGACGUCGAGUGACGACCUUAUUGUUACAGUCGUCGCACGUCGCCCUAUAAUACAGUUUUGCCUACAAUAGUUGAAGCCGCCAGGAACACCAACAACUGGGUUAAAGGUAACAGACUUCCUGGUACAGCAGCACCUUGUCCCUCGUAUGCCUUAACACAAGGUUGGAUCACCAUUGCCAUGACGAGCUCGUGGAUGAGACAUUUUGUUCUGCUGUGUGGUGUAUACACAACACUAGGAGUAAGAAUAAUUAACUGCAGCAACAACAAGGUAGAAAUAUUUGAAGACUCACCUGCUCCAGUCACGUGUGGAGAGAUCACCAGUACAUCCGCUGAUGUUCGCUGGCUACGAGGAGAUGGAGUCAACAUCGGAGAGUGUAAUGCUGGCGGUACCUGUAUCAAUAACUUAUACAACGACUACAGCCUCAACAGGUCACCGCAGUCCACGGAGAGUCAGCUGACCCUUGUCCCUGAUUACCGACGUCACGCGGGUCUCACGGUCACGUGUCUGGAGAUAGGGAGUCUGUCCACAGCCUCCUGUACUCUCGUCAUCAGACGUCACCCUGAGCUCAGUGAGUGUCACGUGACCACCAACCCUGUGGACUGGACUGUGUCAGGUUCAUGUCGUGUACAACAAGCUUUCUCCUCUGAUAACAUCUACACCUGUACAUGGACUAGGAACGAUGGGCAGCAGACAUUUGGAGGGUUGGAUGCCAGUCGUGAGCUGUGUUCGUUCACACAAGCUCUGCCACAAGCCGGGGGACUGUACACCUACAGCAUUUCUGUGUCUCCUCCUGCUACUACAAACUUUUCUCAGCAACUGACACUAGUGGAACCCGGUGACAUAACAACCACGUGUCCACACUGGGUGGUGAGAGGAGGAGACCUGUCCUGUACAUGUCAGACGACAAACACCGCCAGUCCUCCAGCCCCAGUGAGAUGGGAGGGACGAGACAGUGAGAAGCUGGUGAAGACUAACGUACAGCGGGAGGACAACGGCACACAGUUCACGUGUCACGUGACAUGGGCUGGGCGUGUCUACACCUCCAUCACCUACACUCUACUGGUUGAAUAUGUGGAGGGCCCCAGUGAUGUCGUCAUUAGCGAAACACAUCAUCCAGGUAGCAACGGUUCAGCAGUCAUAAUUUUAUCAUGUAACACAACAGGUGCUGUGUACCCAGGUGUGAACUUUACCUGGAGUCCAGGUGUUUGCCAGAAUGAAACACACGCCGCCAGGAGCAGCACGUGCACCGUUAGAUUGGACGCCGAGGAUGACGGGAAAAGUGUGACGUGUAAAGCUAUUAAUAGCAUCGACAGCCGAAUAUCAGUCUCGACAUCAGUGACACUGCGGAUAACCGGAGCAGGAAACAUCAGCGUUGUCUUGACAACAGAUUCACUGUCAUCAGCAUCGGCUGUCGUCGGACCAGUCGUCGGAGCUGCUGUCGCUGUGAUUGUAGCUGUUGUCAUCGCCAUUUUGCUCGUUAUUAUCAUCAGGAGAAGGCGCACAUUAAAGAAAACGCCAGAAAAGACGACAAAGAGCUAUCCGUGCCAGGAUUCUGAGUUCGAGGACCACAUCAAUGAGGUGUACGACAGUUCUGAGACUGCCGGACCACACAGCAGCUGCGGUGACAACUACAGGUCACGUGGUCAGGGUACAGACAGGGAAGCCAGUCACAGGAAUAAACAAGAGGUCAGCGCGCAGUAUGAAGACAGUCCGAGUGGAGGAUAUUACAGUGAGAUACGGGAGGUGGGCACUGGCAACACCUACCCUCAGCCUCACCACCGCCUGUCUAUGAACCCCUACAGCAACUGAGACAGUGAUGGGGCACGUUUGGUUUCUUUGGAUGUCACAGUCAUCACUGGAUGUGACAGUCAUCCCUGGAUGUCAGUCAUCACUGGAUGUCAGUCAUCACUGGAUGUCAAUUACUGAAUUGAUUAGUAUCCAUGGUUAUCAGUUGAUGUCUGCACGCCAUCUAGAACUCUCCACGGUCAUGAGUGGGAAGAGAAGGAAACACUGUGUAUCCACGUGAACAAAAUACACAUUUAUUCGCCAAGUGACUUUUCAGGAGGCCAUCACUUUCUUUACAACCAAGAAUUACACACCUGUAGUCGCCACUACAAGCACGUGAAAUGUAGACACACAUGUACACAGAAUUUCUCUUACUUUGAUCGCUCUUUUUCUCAAUCUUUCUUCUCUCUCUCUCUCUCACACACACAUGAUAACACACAAAAACUUACACACACGCAUACUGUAUCCAUCAUCCACACAUUUCAACUCCGCUAAACUACAUUCUUAAAGAUACUCAAAGACACUUGCAGGCUCGCACAGACUUGUUCCACAACUACGUACAGAAGUAAAAGAAACUUGUGGAAAUUCUGACUUUUAAUAAUUAUAUAUAUAUAUUGAGAGAGCCAGUGGUUAUACAGGCAACACUACCUGACAUUAGGUUUUGUAUAAAAACAAUAACAGACCUCGGGCAUUUUGUGGAUGACCAUGACAGUAAAGCUCGUGAUUUACCAUCACCAGAUAAUGAAGGUUGUAUAAAGACUCACACAAACCACAGAAGCUCUGAAGGUGACACCAUUGUCCACUAGGAAAAAAAAUGUUAUCUGCACGUCCAUAUCCACACUUAGUAUUCUAGUCCACUUUGAGCUUUUCUUGCUAAAUAUUAGUCUAAGUUUAUA